CGGAAGACUCAGAAGCCAACAGGUUUUAUUCAUUUCUUGUUUUUUUCGAAGAAACGAUGCGUGUCAAGCAACUAUUGUACGAUCUAAGUGGUCGUGUUUUACGUCGGAGCAUCAAUCUUAGUUUGUACUCGUCGCUUCUGGGCAUCUUCUCGUUUGUAGCGACCGGCCGGAAACUUCAGAACAAGCUACGUGCCCCGGGCUAUUGCAAGAUGAUGUCUAAAAUGAAGCCAAAAAAAUUGAUGAUCAUCGGCGGAUCUAUGUUUGGUUUCGGAUUUAUUGUCCUAAUGAUUAUAUUUCCACCGAUCGUCAAAAUGCAGAUAAAAAGACAAGUAUCACUGAGACAUGGAACUGAGAUGCGAGACUUGUGGACGGACUUUCCUCUUCCGUUGGAUUUCAAGAUACAUCUAUUCAACGUAACGAAUCCAAACGAAAUAAUGGCGGGACAAAAACCGAUUGUUCAUGAAGUUGGUCCAUUUUUUUACGACGAAUACAAGCAGAAGGUGGAUCAAGUCGAUCGAGAUGAAGACGACAGCAUAGAGUAUCGUGUGAAAACCACGUGGUACUUUAAUCCUGCUCGUAGUAAUGGGCUCACCGGGGAGGAGGAAAUUGUUUUUCCAAAUAUACUGAUACUGUCGAUGGUUAAAAUGGUAUUGGCCGAGCAACCGAGUGCUAUGGGGCUUAUCAACAAGGGGGUGGACAGCAUCUUCAAGAAACCUCAGACGGUGUUUGUGAAAGCGAAAGUUCGUGAUAUACUUUUCGACGGGCUCUUCGUCGAUUGUAGGGUAAAAGACUUUGCUGGGACCGCGAUUUGCAGUCAGUUGAAGGAAAAAGGAGAAAGUUUAGUACCAUUGGAUGAUGAUCAGUAUUUGUUCUCCUUGUUUGGCAAGAAAAACGGAUCCGUUGACCCUGCCACCAUCCGAGUGCUUCGUGGGAUUAAAAAUUACCGUGACACUGGACGUGUGAUUGAGUUCAAUGGCGAGCCGAUGCUAUCGAUUUGGGCCGAUGAUCGUUGCAACCAGUUUAACGGUACCGACUCUACGAUCUUCCCGCCGUUAAUGACGGAGCAGGACGACAUUGUUUCCUUCUCGCCGGAAAUCUGCAGAAGCCUGUCUGCGCCGUUUCAAUACAAAAGUAAAGUUAAAGGUGUCAAUACGUAUCAUUACGAAGGCAAUUUUGGAGACAUGAAGACAAAUCCUCUGGAUAAGUGUUAUUGCCCUACGCCAGAGACUUGUUUUGAUAAAGACUUACUUGAUUUGAACAAAUGCGUGGGCGCACCAUUAGUUGGUUCUCAACCACAUUUCUUAGGAACGGAAGAGAAAUAUUUGCAGCUGGUUGGCGGACUUAAUCCAAACAAGGAAGACCAUGAUCUUUCCAUGGACUUCGAGCCAAUGACGGCCACCCCGUUAAGUGCACACAAGAGGCUGCAGUUCAACAUGUUCCUUUCGAAGGUAGAGAAGUUCAAAUUGAUGAAAAACUUCCCAGAAUGUCUGUUUCCGUUUUUCUGGGUGGACGAAGGUAUUCUACUUGGCGACGAAUUCGUGAAGAAGCUGAAAGUUGUGUUCGCGUUGCUGACCGUUGUUAAGGUCCUGAAAUACAUAACCAUAUUUGGCGGCAUAAUAACAAUGGGCAUGGGAGGCUUUAUGAUGUACAAGGAAAAAGACAAAAAUUCCAUGGACGUGACCAAAGUGACGCCGGAAAUGCGAAACGGCAAAGAUGACGAGAAAAAAUGGCCGACGCAGGUGAACGUCAGCACGAUACAGACGCAGAGUGCAGCGGUGCCCCCUAAUUUGGACAUGAAUUAACCCUUUGAGCGCCAGCAGAAAUUUUCAUACAUUUACGAAGAAUGCCAGACGAUUUUAAGCAAAAAUCAUAGUUGUAGAAAAUAAAUUUAUAGUUCGGUUAAUUCUGAGUUAAAGUUAAGGAGACUUUCACACGAUAUUAAUUACAUAAAAUUAUAGAAAUGUAUGUGUACCUUUAAUUUUUGAUGUCAUUUUUAUGAAACGAAACUGACUUUCUUUUAUGAAUUAUAGCACUUAGAAAAUCUAGGAGCAACGUAUCGUUUUUGGCACUUUUCAGAAAUGUAUGUCGGGACGACGUAUUGUUCUUUGGCAAGUAAAGGGUUGAACGGUGUCUCGUUCAAUUCUUUCUAUUUCACUUGUCUGGUGAAACCGGAAAGAUUGAUAAUAUCGGUUCCACAGUUCGUUUGCAAAUCGAGGGACUGAAUAUGUAUAAAUAAAUGAACGAACAAUUUAAAUACGUGCAAUUCGACAAGAAUCAAAUUGGAAAUAUUCCUAUACCAUUGACGAAUUAUUUAUUUUGUAAAUAUACUGUGUUAGCCUGUAAAUCGUUUAUAUAUUUGAUAAGUCGAGGUUAAUGUAAAGACACUACGUAAACGAACUUUAUCGACAAUCAUUUAAAAUUACGUCGAAAAACUCUCAUUGAUUGAUUAAUAAAUAAAAGUUCCUACCGAUAACUUAUAUUUAUUAACAACUGUAAAGUUUAGAUACCUAGCAGAUUCUUUAGGAACAUCUUCUGUAUAGUUGCUCUCAUUUUAUUAAUUUUAAGCGUGACCAUAUUGUAAAUUGUAACGGGGAUAUUAACUGAAACCAUAAGUAAACGAUGUUUUCUAAACUCCUGUGUCCAAAUUCGUCUAUU
Nomia melanderi (Alkali bee) is the source of this 2655-nucleotide messenger RNA. Its product is annotated as sensory neuron membrane protein 1. Lineage: Eukaryota; Metazoa; Arthropoda; Insecta; Hymenoptera; Halictidae. Gene Ontology annotation, cellular component: membrane; cytoplasm. The record is from RefSeq and is a predicted model, not a curated record. Gene Ontology annotation, molecular function: scavenger receptor activity.